AUGUUUGGGUGUAUAAUUUCAGCCUUUAGAGAAAUGAGAAUGAGGUCCUAAAUAUUUCUUUUUGAAAUAAUAAUUCUGUUAUUUGUUUUGGUUUUAGCAGGAGCAGCUGCAUAUGUAGAAAUAAGAAUAUUUUAUUACAUUUCAACUCAUUCCUCUGAAACUAUUAUUUCUAAUUUGGAUAUCAAAUAAAUUAACCAAGCCACAUCUUUGGUUUCGCAUUAUAUCAAAUAAAAGCAUCAAAGAAGUAAUACGUAUUCUUAUUUAAAUUUUAGGGAUUCUUGUUCUUGAACAUCUAUCCUCCUUUUUGAGAACCUAUUAAAUGCUUACUCAAUAAUUUACUAAAGUCAAGUCAAUGGAAUCAUGUGCAGGUUCAGCAUAGUUCGUAAUAAGCGAAUAUGUAUAUCAAACCCCUAAAUUUUGCUAUCAACUUCAUGGAGUACCUGAUUUGGUGACACUGCCUAAAAACAAUUAAAAUAUCUCCUUGCUCUAUUAAGGUUUAGGGCUCUUGAAUGAGUAUGAUCUCUUGUUUAGUAUUGAAUCGCCCUACUUUAUUUAAGUGGCUGAUACUUCAGAUUACAAAUUCGAUAUCAUUUAUCCUGUUGGAAUGUUGAUUAAAGAUUAUGACCCAAAAACAAGACCAUGGUAUUCAUAUAAUCUCUAUAACAAAGGUAUGUAAACCACAUCAAAUAAAUGAAAGCUCAUCCGGAUGAAUUUUAUUUUUAUUCUGAAGUGUAUAAGGUGUUCAUCGAAUAGUUUGAUUACUAGUUUUCAAUAACGCAUUCAUUAUUUAAUUCUCAAUAGUAAUUCUUCGGAAUGGCCAAAACAAUGUUAACUACCAAUGACCCUAGUUUUGAAUAUGUUUUGUACAAUAUCAUACUAAUCAAUUAUGCUGGUUAAGUAUUGUAUAACGGUAUGGAAAUGGGGUAAAACUUGACAGACGUAUUUUAUGUUUUUAAUGAAACAAUCACUGGCUUUAAUCAGACAGAUUGGUAUCAAAUAGAGGAACAUGCAACCAAUAGAUUGAGACGAGAUAAUUCGAAUUAAAUAUUGAUUUUGUAUAAUAAAUAUCAUAAGCAAUUUGUACAUGUGCAAAGUGAAAAAUUCAAAAAAGAAAAUUUUACACUUAUAAUGUAUAUUGUUACAUUGUUAUAUUAGAUUUACCAAUGUGAGUUCAAUUAAUAUUAUGGAAAAAUAGUUUUAGGAAACUGAAGAAUCAUUUAUCUUUUGGUAUUCCCUAGCACUUUCAAUCAUAAUUUCAAUCUAUUCAUUAACAGUUACUUUAAGUUUAUUUGCUAUAAAUUCCAUAUGCAAACCACUAACGAAGUUGACUAAUUAAGUGUCCUUACAUGUGUUGCAAUUAGGAAAUAAUAUUAAUCAUCAAAUAUUUAAAAUGUUUAACAAAUAAAUAAUUUCUUUGGAUUUGCUGAACAAUCUAAAUAACAAAUUUAUGAAUUUUUCAGAGCUAUUACUAUUGAGUUAAACCACAAAAUCUGAAACUUGUCGAUUACUUGAAAAAAUGAGUUUCAAUAAAAAAGAAAGUAAUCUUAAUCUUAAAUUAAUACAAAACUAAAAUAUACUAUUGCCUGAUUUUCGAAGUAUUGAAUAAACACAAGUAUAAGAUAUAAUCAAAAAAAGCCUUUUCUAAGGAGAAUCUAUGAUUAUAUGA
Messenger RNA from Paramecium octaurelia, 1666 nucleotides. NCBI's taxonomy places the organism in Eukaryota, Ciliophora, Oligohymenophorea, Peniculida, Parameciidae. The record is from the annotation of a GenBank genome assembly.